Messenger RNA from Megalobrama amblycephala (Wuchang bream), 1893 nucleotides. RefSeq names its product RNA polymerase II-associated protein 1-like. The record is from RefSeq and is a predicted model, not a curated record. Gene Ontology annotation, cellular component: nucleus. Bases 326 to 1288 code for a protein of 320 amino acids. Gene Ontology annotation, biological process: transcription by RNA polymerase II. Lineage: Eukaryota; Metazoa; Chordata; Actinopteri; Cypriniformes; Xenocyprididae. The transcript has 6 exons.
GAAACUGAGGCACGUUUGUAAACUCUACAUGUGUUUAGUGUACAUAUUCAGCCAGAGGAUCGUGGCAUGAACGAUCUUCCUGGAUUCCCAAUAAAGAAACAUUUGCGUCAUUGCUGUGCUGAUCACGGACUAACUAUUAUUAUAAAGAUAUUAGAAGCUCGCUGGAUAUGUGUUGAUUAUCCACUGCUAGCCAAUAACAAAACAUUAAGACUGUAAGUCAGUGAAGUACAAGAUGCAGAUUUAAGGGGUAAAUGUUGAGUCGGUAUUAUUCCUGACACUCUUCUCUGAAACAUUAGACGCCCUUGUGUUAUUUCAGGAGUUUGGGAUGUUGCGGCGUCCCAAGCCCACAGACAGUGAGGCGGAUCUGCUCCGGGAGCAGCAAGAACUUCUGGCGGCGGGCGGCCAGUCCACUGUCACUGUAGUGAAGCGCCCUGACAAACGCAGAGGAGAUGCUGCAGCUGCUGAUGCACAUGAGCAGGAAAAGCAGAGAGAUGUUGUUACUAUUGAAGAUCUUCCAGAUGAGAUUCCCACCUUGACCCCCGCAAAGAAGUCACGCUUUAAACAGGAGCGGGUGCGUUUUGAAGAUGAGGACCCAGAAGAGCGACUGGACAGGCAUGAUACUCAUAUCAGUGCUGUUCUCUCCAGGAUCAUUGAGAGGGACACGAGUGCAGUACCUGUGUCGCUCCCGUGUAUCACAGGCACUGCUUUCCCCAAAGUCUUACGUAGAUCUGUAGUGGAAAAUGAGGGGCAGGAAAAAGCUCCUAGAGGAAGAAAAAGUAUUUUCGCACGUCAAAUUGCAGCACAGAGGUCUUUAAAUGGUUCAGAUACUAGAGAUAAGUCUUCUGCAUCUAGACAUGUGGGCUGCUCACCACUGGAGAGCAUGGAGACUGAGCGACCUGAAUCAGAUGUUAUGGACCGUGUUGGUGGCCCCUUGCUACUUUCAGGUCAAGGACUUGGGAUUGCAAAUAGUGCCAUGGAGACAAUGAAAAUCCAUGAGGAGAAUCAGGCAAGGUUGCAGGCGAUGUCCAAGAGUGAGAUACUUGAGGAACAGAGGAAGCUUCUGGCACAGCUUGACCCCAGAUUAGUGGACUUUGUGAGAUCUCGGAAGGCACAGAGAACACCAGGAUCCGAGUCAUCAUCCAGUCCUGUGCAACGUCUGCCUAAUAGCACUUCUACAGAGUUAGACCACACAAUAAAAGCACAGGAAUCUCAAAGGGAUACCAUGGAGGAUGAUGAGGAAGAAGAUGAGAAUCAGCUUGUAGUUCAACCUCCGAUUACAGGUAAGUGAUUUCAGAGCUUGUUUAGCAGCAGCAGAUCAUAUAAUAUACUACUGUGUUGCGAUGAAAUGUUGUAAAGACACAGAAAACCUACAUAUUUGUGGUUUAUUUGACACAUGCUACUCAUUACAGUAUUGUUUUAGUCUUUUUUUGUAUUUGUAUUUUGAAUUUGUACUGGUUUGCAUGCAUACAGCAGUGGAAAGUAAAGCUAAUGUCCUGGACGAGGUCUUAUCAAUCUUGUCAGCACAAGUGCAGCUGGAUGCUUUCCAGUUUUUUAUUCACCCUGGGCUUGGAACUGGCCACACAGAUUUCGGACUGUACACUUUGCAGAUCUGUCCAGCUAAGCUGUGAGCCCAGCAUGCUAAGGCAAAUGCAUCAAUUUCAAUUAGUCUGAUUAGAUCAGAGUUAGCUAGAGCAAGCACCAAUUUGUUUUAAGGUAAUAGAGAUAAGAGGAACUCAUUGACAUUUAUGGAUGAAGCACAUCAGGGGUUACCGUUCAGAGGACAGUUCUUCCGUAGUUGCACUGCCGUCAGCAUGUGGUACUGUCAAUAUGCAUGCGAAUUGGCUGUUUAAAGGGUUAGUACACCCAAAAAUGAAAAUUCUGUCAUUAAUUAUU